Lathyrus oleraceus (garden pea) is the source of this 1729-nucleotide messenger RNA. RefSeq names its product small GTPase LIP1. The record is from RefSeq and is a predicted model, not a curated record. The transcript has 7 exons. Bases 508 to 1512 code for a protein of 334 amino acids. NCBI's taxonomy places the organism in Eukaryota, Viridiplantae, Streptophyta, Magnoliopsida, Fabales, Fabaceae.
AUUGAUAGUAUUAGACCACUUGCUCUCUAAUCGCGUGUUUUACACGAAUGAGUAUCGAGAUCGCAUCAUCAUCAUCAUUCCUUCAAGGGUUCCUCCACCUUGAUCCAAACCAAACCAUUUCUGCAAACUCUUCAACUCUUUCUUCUACUCACCCAUAGACACUGCAUACAUCCAAAUCAAUCUUCAUCCCAAUCCUUUUCACCACUUCUCAACUAUUCAGAUCCGUUGCUGAAGUGGUUGAUUUCACUUUCUCGCUUUUUAUGGUUUUUUCCUUUCUAUCUUCAGAGAUGCGUAACUAUGGGGUUUUAAUCUCUUUUCCAGAUCUCGUUGUGAUUCUCAUGUGACAUGGAUUUUGGAACGAAAUUCGAUACAGCCAUUUUGAAAAAUCGGUGGUUGAAUCUAUUUGACGGAACUUGAUUAGUGUAUAUUUAGCGAGAAGAAAACGUUUUUCUGUUUGAAUUUGGACUUAUUGUUUUUUGUUAAGAAGGCCUGGAGGGUUUGGAAAUCAUGUUCUGGAGGGAACGUGAGAGGGAGAAUAAAGAACACAACGGUGGGGUGCUUUGUGGACAAGUCAGAGUGCUCGUUGUUGGUGACUCAGGUGUUGGGAAGUCUUCUUUAGUUCACCUUAUUGUUAAAGGUUCUCCUGUUGCUCGUCCUUCUCAGACAAUUGGUUGUACAGUAGACGUGAAGCAUACUACUUAUGGAAAUUCUGGCAGCUCUUCAAGUAGCCUCAAAGGUGAUUCUGAAAGAGAUUUCUUUGUUGAACUGUGGGAUGUCUCAGGACAUGAACGUUACAAAGAUUGCCGAUCUCUGUUUUAUUCACAGAUUAAUGGUGUAAUUUUUGUUCAUGAUCUUUCACAGAGAAGAACAAAGACUAGCUUGCAGAAGUGGGCAGCUGAGAUUGCUGCAACUGGGACAUUUUCAGCUCCUUUGGGAUCUGGUGGCCCUGGUGGUCUUCCUGUUCCGUAUAUUGUUAUUGGUAACAAAGCUGAUAUUGUUGCAAAAGAGGGUACAAGAGGAAGCAGUGGGAAUCUUGUUGAUGUUGCACGCCAGUGGGUCGAGAAGCAGGGUUUGCUUCCAUCCAGUGAGGAGCUUCCAUUGACCGAGAGUUUUCCGAGUGGUGGAGGUCUUAUUGCAGCAGCAAAAGAUGCUAGGUAUGAUAAGGAGGCUUUGAUUAAAUUUUUCCGCAUGUUGAUUAGGAGAAGAUACUUCUCAGAUGAAAUACCUGCACCUGCAUGGUCCAUUCCUUCACCUCAAAGAUCUUCUCAGCGGAUAGAUGAAAGUUUUAUCGAAGAAGAUCAGUCUUAUAUUACAAGUCGAGCCAGUGAUCCAUACAAGUACAACACGCUUCCCCCACUUCCGGCUCAACGCAAUUUAACUCCACCACCCACACUCUAUCCUCAACAGCCAGUUUCAGUCUCUGAAGGCUACAGUUACCCUAGGUUUUCUUUGUCUGGUUCCUCAGAACUGAGUUCUUCAAGUAGAACAAAGCGAUCAGACAUUAAUGUUUGAAGAUCUUUCUUUGUAUUUGGUAAUUAGUCACUGCUAUUACACUGAUGUAUUAUUGAAUGGAACAAAGUUAUAUGUUUGUUUUGACUGUUUGUUCCAAUUGUAAACUGUCCACUGAUUCAUUCAUUUUUUAGAGGCUUUCUCAGUGGGAGAAGGGGAGCUACUUGUUCAAACUAUGGAGAGAAUUUAUAUGAUAUAUAUAGUCGAUUCUUUAAUAGUA